Molecule: messenger RNA, 1473 nt
Organism: Eubalaena glacialis (North Atlantic right whale)
Lineage: Eukaryota; Metazoa; Chordata; Mammalia; Artiodactyla; Balaenidae
Product: vascular non-inflammatory molecule 3-like
Exons: 7
Molecular function (GO): hydrolase activity, acting on carbon-nitrogen (but not peptide) bonds, in linear amides
Source: RefSeq, a predicted model, not a curated record
AUGAUUAUAUCAUGUUUUCCAAAAUGUGGUGCCGUUUUAGCCCUCUUUGUCCUGAGUGUUGGUGCACUGGACACUUUUAUCGUUGCAGUGUAUGAGCAUGCUGUUACGUUACCAAACAGAACAGAAGCUCCUGUGCCAAAAGAAGAAGCUUUGCUCCUGAUGAGCAGGAAUAUAGAUGUCCUAGAGAAAGCAGUUAAACUGGCAGCCAGGUAGGGUGCACAUAUCAUUGUGACCCCAGAAGAUAGAAUUUAUGGCUGAGUCUUCACAAGGGAGACCAUUUAUCCCUACCUGGAGGAUAGCCCAGAUCCUGAAGUGAACUGGAUUCCAUGUAGAGACCCCCAGAGGUUUGGCCACAGCCCAGUGCAAGAAAGGCUCAGCUGUCUGGCCAAGGAGAACUCUAUCUACUUUGUGGAAAAUACUGGGGACAAGAAGCCAUGCAAUGCCAGUGACCCUCAGUGUCCCCCUGAUGGUCGUUACCAAUACAACACUGAUGUGGUAUUUGAUUCUGAGGGUAGGCUGGUGGCCCGCUACCACAAGUACAAUCUUUUUGCACCUGAAAUUCAAUUUGAUUUCCCCAAGGAUUCAGAACUUGUGACUUUUGACUCUCCCUUUGGGAAGUUUGGCAUUUUCACUUGCUUUGACAUUUUUUCUCAUGAUCCAGCUGUGAUGGUGGUGGAAGAGUUUCAGGUUGACAGCAUUCUCUACCCCACGGCCUGGUACAACACGCUGCCCCUCCUCUCGGCAGUCCCCUUCCACUCGGCAUGGGCCCAAGCCCUGGGAGUCAACCUGCUUGCUGCCAAUACCCACAACACAAGCAUGCACAUGACACACAGUGGAAUCUACUCACCGGAGGCUGUCCAGGUGUAUUACUAUGACAUGGAAACAGAGAGUGGCCAGCUGAUGCUCUCAGAAUUGAAGUCCCGGCCUCGAAGAGAACCCAGUUACUCUGCAGCUGUUCACUGGAGUGCUUAUGUCAGAGGUGUCAAGCCAUUCUCAUCUGAACGGUUGAAUUUUCCAGGGAUGAUUUAUUUCGAUGCGUUCACCUUCACCAAGCUUAAGAGAAACACAGGAAAUUACACAGUUUGUCAGAAAGACCUGUGUUGUCACUUAACUUACAAGAUGUCUGAGAAAUGAACCAAUGAGGUGUAUGCACUAGGUGUCUUUGACGGACUGCACAUGGUAGAAGGCCAGUAUUAUUUACAGGUAUGCACAUUACUGAAGUGUCAAACCACUGACCUGAGAUCUUGUGGAGAGCUUGCGGGGUCAGCUUUUACCAAGUUUGAAGAAUUCUCCCUCAGUGGCAAAUUUGGAACGAGUUAUGUUUUCCCACAGAUCAUUCUUAGUGGGAGUCAGCUUGCCCCUGAAAGACAUUAUGAGGAGAUGGACGUCUGCAGAGCCGAGGCGGAGCCCCUUUGCCUUUCUUGGUUCUGGCCCUGUAUGGAAGAGUGUUUGAGAGGGACCCUCCGCGCUUAG